Molecule: messenger RNA, 1259 nt
Organism: Rubroshorea leprosula
Lineage: Eukaryota; Viridiplantae; Streptophyta; Magnoliopsida; Malvales; Dipterocarpaceae
Source: the annotation of a GenBank genome assembly
CCUCUUUCCCCUGACCCUUUGCACCCGACGAGCCUUGUUACCGCCCCCCUUUUUCCGGCCGGAAAUCCGGCAAAGCUUGGGGAUUUCUCCUUAUUUUCUUGUUUUAAAACACCUGUUGAACCCAGAAAUCUCCCUCCCCUGUUGGAAAAUCCGGAUCUGCCCUGCUUUGCUCUGCCCUUCCGCCGGCUGCUCCUACCUUGUGGGGGUGAUUUGCUCCGAUUUUGGCCGUGAGCUUUCUUCUUCCAUGCCGCCGGCAACUUCCCCAACCUGCAGUCCGGUUUCUUUGCUUGCAAAUUCUGGUUUUGAUCGUUCUGUCACCGUAGCACUUGGGUUAGCCUUCUGUUCUGUGCGAGUGAGGCAGUGAAAGCGAGGACGGGGAAACCACGGGAAGUGACGAGUUAGAAGGCUAGCCAUUUUGAGAUUGAUAUAGAUUUGAGAAACAAAUCAUGAUCUUGUAUUUGGAGAUUUUAUUGGAGACUUAUGAUAUCAGAGUAAAUUUUAAAGAUUUGAUCUUCAGAUUUUGGUGGUAUCAGAGUGUGAUAUGAUAAGUUCCGAGCCUUGUGCACUUGUGGGACCCGUCUCACGAGUGCACGGCGUCUGUCGCGCCUCGGAUUUGGGUUCUGGGGCGUGACAGAUUUAGUGGUAUCAGAGCUUAGGUUUGAUUAAAAUUUCAUGAUGUGAGAGCCUAGGUUUAAAUUAAAUACCUAGGAUAUGUUUUGAACUUGACUAGUUAAUGGAUUUAGAACCGUGGUGAGACGAGUGAUGGGGUUAUACAAGGGACGAUUUUGAUUUGUGUUGCCUGAAUUUCCUGAUCUGCUUUGAUGAGGUAGUAAUUCAGUUAGUUCUUGUUAUUUGUCGUUGGUGAGUAUUUUUGGAAUUAAUCUUGCUCACUAUGCUCUUAGGACCUUGUUUGGAGCUUGGUCCCUUGUGAUAGUGUGCUUGUUUUGGUUGUGGAAGGAUGUAUAAGGCCUUCCACAUUAGGUCUGUUUGUUUGAGUAUUCAUCUGGGCAUUCAUACGUGAAUGCGAGCAUAGACAUACAUGAGCAUAUACACGCAUACACGCAUGCACACAUGAGCAUACAUGCAUCCACACAUGGGCAUUCAUACAUGCAUGCAUAAAGGCAUUCAUUCAUACAUGCAUAUGCAUGCAUUCAUCCGUUCAUGAUUCGAUAUAUCCGAGUGAUGUUUAUUCGUCUCGGAUAGGGUUCCAUCGUUUAGUUGGAUUGAUCAUUAGACUCCCUGCCAUGUUGUUGUGUUUG